Messenger RNA from Protopolystoma xenopodis, 597 nucleotides. Lineage: Eukaryota; Metazoa; Platyhelminthes; Monogenea; Polystomatidea; Polystomatidae. The record is from the annotation of a GenBank genome assembly.
GAAGAAGAAAAUGAAGAAUUCUCCAUGGUAGGAAAAUUAAGUAUGACAAAAAUACUCAGACUGGCCGGUAACAUCAACAACUGUUCAUCUGACGAAGCCGAUGAUCCAGAUAAUCAUGCAGAUGGAAAUAUAGCCACUAAGGCUGUAAAUGCAGAGUCAGAUGAAGGGUACCAUGGUAGCGAAGAGCACAAUCUUCGAGUGGGACCCGCUUCGAAUACUCCAAAACAGUUGGCCCUCACUGAUGAAGAACUGCUAGCACUUUACCCCUUAGGAGAGCUCUCUAGCCUCCCGAAACGCUGGCAAAGAGGAGGAAAGGGGCACAGGCGUAAGAAGGCCCCCCACUAUGGUUCUAUAUCGACUGAAGUGCGGAAGAUCCUACUAUGCAACGUCAAGCUUGCUGGCCAUUUGGAUACUUUUCACCGGCGCAAAGCUGAGGCUAGGCGCUUCACCGAAACAAACCUGUGCUACCCUUCAUCAUUCUGCCUCAACAACUCGUCAUUCCAUCAAUCAGGUCAUAUUCGGCGGUGCAGUGCGGAGCAACUCGUCCUGAAGCGGCAUAAGCACCUCGCCCAGACACUUGCCAAGCGAAGAACUUAG